CCGGCCACAGACCGCAGACUUCAGACCUACCUAUCCUAAAGACAAGGGCCGCCAAAGAAAUUGCAAUAAGCGCCGAUGAUUACGAUGACACUUGACAGUUGCAAAACUGAAAGAAAAAAGGGAUAAGCCCAGCACAUCUCCACCUAAUGCUCGUACUGUCUCUCUCUCGUUUUUAACAAAAUGACGAAGGUAUCUUUGAAGGGCAGGUAUGAAAAUGACAAAAGCAGCGCAGCAGCUACUGUUGCCUUCAACGCCGGCGAUGUCAAGCUCCGGGCUUCCAUGACCGACGCCACUGUCGUCAAUGGCCCCAGCUUAAACGGCUUGGUUUUAGCUGUCGAGAAACCCGGCUUCUUCAUCGUCGACUACAACGUUCCCAAAAAGGAUUUUCGGUUUCAGUUUAUGAACACUGUUAAGGUUGCUGAUAAGCCCUUGAACCUGACAUACAUUCACAGCAGAGGGGAUAACCGCACGAUAUUGGAUGGGGCUCUUGUGUUUGAUUCAGCCAAUAAGGUUUCCGCAAAUUACAUGCUUGGUACAGGGAAUUGUAAGUUGAAGUAUACUUAUGUGCAUGGAGGGGCAACCACAUUUGAACCAUGCUAUGAUUUGGCCAAGAAUUCUUGGGAUUUUGCCGUUUCACAGAAGGUUUAUGCUGAUGAUGUGUUUAGGGCUACAUAUCAAACGUCAAGCAAGGCAUUGGGAUUAGAGUGGUCAAGAAAUUCAAAAUUUAAUGGCAAUUUUAAGGUCUCCGCAUCCCUCAAUUUGGGUGAGGAAUCAAAAGUGCCGAAACUAAUUGCUGAGAGUACAUGGAACUUUGAGAUGUGACAUGUUCUUUGUUUAUAAUUACAUUUGUUAGAUGUUGCAUUGGAUUGCUGCACCCCUAAUAGCUUUAAGCUUCUUUUUGUCCUUCAAUAUUGUUUAUAAUUGUGAUUGAGCUGAUUACCUGGCAAGGGGGCAGUUUCCAUGGCAUCAAUUGUCAAGCUGUUUAUUUCUGUUUUGCAAUAUGAUACUUUCUGUUGGUUUAGAAUCUUGUAGCUUUACCUAUGUACUGUAUACGUAAGCAGGCAAGAUUUUGUCUGUAAGUUUUGGUGUGAUCUAUUUAAGGUUUGUGGAAUGGAAACGCGAUUAUCAA
Messenger RNA from Hevea brasiliensis (rubber tree), 1129 nucleotides. Its product is annotated as outer envelope pore protein 24A, chloroplastic. Gene Ontology annotation, molecular function: voltage-gated monoatomic cation channel activity. The transcript is spliced from 3 exons. NCBI's taxonomy places the organism in Eukaryota, Viridiplantae, Streptophyta, Magnoliopsida, Malpighiales, Euphorbiaceae. Gene Ontology annotation, biological process: regulation of monoatomic ion transmembrane transport. The coding region runs from base 181 to 822 and encodes 213 amino acids. The record is from RefSeq and is a predicted model, not a curated record.